Apis mellifera (honey bee) is the source of this 1810-nucleotide messenger RNA. RefSeq names its product dnaJ homolog subfamily C member 11. Bases 1 to 1686 code for a protein of 561 amino acids. The record is from RefSeq and is a predicted model, not a curated record. Lineage: Eukaryota; Metazoa; Arthropoda; Insecta; Hymenoptera; Apidae. The transcript has 8 exons. Gene Ontology annotation, biological process: cristae formation.
AUGGAUGACGACAAUGAUCAGGAACAUUUAAUAGAAGAUGAUUAUUACACAUUCCUGAAUAUCCCAAGAAAUGCUACACAGGAAGAGAUCAAUUAUGCUUAUCGUAGGCAGAGCAAACUUUAUCAUCCUGACAAACAUGUCGAUCCUGUACUCAAAAAGGAAGCAGAAAUUUUAUUUAAUCGCACUAAAGCAGCAUAUAAAGUUUUAAGUAAUCCCCAUCAAAGAGCUAUUUAUGAUUCAGUGGGUAUUAGAGGAUUACAAACUGAAGGUUGGGAGAUAGUAGAGCGUACUAAAACACCUCAAGAAAUUAGAGAAGAAUAUGAAUAUCUUGCAAAAGAAGCAGAGGAAAGAAAAUUAUUAAGGCUUACAAAUCCCACUACUAGUAUCACAAUGAAUAUCAAUGCUACAGAUCUUUUUAAUAGAUAUGACAAAGAUUAUGAAGAUAGCAGGGACAUACUUUCAUGCAUAGAAGUCAGUGGAAUGUCUUUCACACAAUCCAUUGAGGCACCUCUUACUUUGCAAGACAUUAUAACAAUGUAUGGUCAAUUAAGUACAAGAAAUGGUAUAGGUUCUGGUUCCAUACAUAUAGCUGCAAAGCGAUUACUUUCAUCAAAAGGUUGGAUAGAAUUGGAAGUUGGUGCUGGAAAUGGACCGACAAUAUCAUUUAAAGGUUUCCGUUUACUACCUCAUAAAUUGAUGUUUAAUGGAGCAACAGUACUUGAGUUCACUCCGGUCGAAAUUAAGGCUAGUCUUGUAGGCACACUUACAAUGCAAUUAGACACACAUACAAUAGGAGAGCUUACAUACAAUGCAGGUUCAGAAAGUUCUAUGAGCACUGGCAUUGUUAGAGAUACAGAUAGAUCUUAUACAUCAUUUUCCAUACAUCUUGGUAUCAUACGGUCAUUUAUUAGUUUUAAUUACGUAUAUAAAAUGCAUGAGAAAGAGAUGAAAUUACGCGGAAGUGUGAAAGCUGGUACAUUUGGAUUAGUUGUAGAAUAUGGUGCGGAAAAAAAAAUUUCGCGACACACUAGACUCUCUGCAACAGUAUCUGCAGGAGUGCCAACAGGAGUCAUGUUAAAACUUAAAUUGAACCGUUCCUUUCAAACUUAUGCAUUUCCUAUUCAUCUUAGUGAUGAAGUUCUUCCAGCCACUGUGUUCUAUGCUACUGUAGUUCCAAUAAUGACAUGGGUCAUACUAAAAAAAAUUGUGAUAGAUCCCAUGGUAAAAAAACGAGAAGAGCGUGAAAAGGAGAAAGAAAAGGAAGUAAAUAAAACGAGAAUGAUGGAAAAGCAGAAAGAAGCAGAAAGUGCAACCAAAUUGAUGAAAGCCACUGUAAGUAGGAUAAGAGCUACGGAAGAAUCAAAGAAGGGCUUAAUUAUCUCAAAAGCUCUAUAUGGAAGAUUUGUUUAUCCUCAACAAGAUCAGUAUAAUUCAGAUCAACGGCCCAUACAUAGAGAUGAAGUAAUAGAUGUAACUAUUCCUUUACAAUGUUUAGUAAAGGAUUCAAAGUUAAUUCUUUAUGAUGCAUCUAAGAGUGAACUUCCAGGAUUUUAUGAUCCAUGUGUAGGAGAAGAGAAACAAUUAUUAAUACAAUAUCUAUUUCGUAAUCAAACACAUGAAUGCAUAGUAAAAGAUAAUGCACCAGUCAGAAUACCAUUACCAUCACAUAGAGUAAAUACAACAUGACGCAUGCGCUAUCAUAAAAAAUUAAAAUAAAGUCACAGUGGUUCAUGGUAAUAGUCUGUACUGCUUCACUGAAUUCUUUCGAUCAUUUUUAGAUUAAACUUCUACAGAUAUUUUGUUGAAGAAA